Branchiostoma floridae (Florida lancelet) is the source of this 2050-nucleotide messenger RNA. RefSeq names its product protein krueppel-like. The transcript has a single exon. The coding region runs from base 844 to 1233 and encodes 129 amino acids. The record is from RefSeq and is a predicted model, not a curated record. Gene Ontology annotation, biological process: regulation of transcription by RNA polymerase II. NCBI's taxonomy places the organism in Eukaryota, Metazoa, Chordata, Leptocardii, Amphioxiformes, Branchiostomatidae. Gene Ontology annotation, molecular function: DNA-binding transcription factor activity; RNA polymerase II cis-regulatory region sequence-specific DNA binding.
CUCAUACCUCUAGUCUAAUUGCAUACUCGUACAUUUCACAAUUGCAGAAAUGUGGGGCUAUGAAGGGUUUUUAUGCCUGACCGUAUUGGCUCUACUAGCACAACCGUGAGCCGAGACGCUGGUCCGUGUAGGCCCUGGCCUGGUAACACGGAGACUUACCUCCUUGGAUGUCAUCUGUACAAAGACCAUGCCAAGCGUCAAAAUACCAUUGUCUGAAACAAGCCCCCACAGAGAUCAUAUUGUCCGUAAUAUGUCAAAGGUAAAGGCCCCGAACAUGAAAACAAAACCCGUCUGGACAUUGUUAUGCAAAUCGAAGCAAUGAUUGAGGCAAGGACUAUUCUUUUUCAAGGCCUUUACCCCAGACAUGCCGCACAUGUGUUCGGAUCUCUGUGAGGGGACUUAUAUGCAGGAGGCUCUUCCCUUGGCUUUAUGACCCUUUAUCAAACAAACUAAUGGCCCGACAAACAUUAUCUCCAGGCAAUUUAUGAGAAGUUAGUAUUUUUGACGCCUGAUUUUUUUUCUUAAAUCAACUUAAUGUUGCUUGUGCUUGUCAGCUGGGUCGUUUGAGUGGACUGUCUCAAGAAAGCAACUGCUUGUUUUCUAAAUGGUACAAUUGCUUUCCUUUCCUGCAGUGUCAGAGAGCUAUUCCACAUGGCGACUCCGACUGUAUCUCAUCUGCAAAAAGAGAAGGGAAGUAAUGGACGUGGAGAAGAUCUUCCGCGUACACACAAGUAUGGUGACAAGGAGAUGAAUGACUUUAAGAGGCACAUAUGGACUCACACCGGUGAGAAACCAUUUAGGUGCGAGAAUUUUGUAUUGUAUUUAUUGUAUUAGAAGUUUUGUAUGCUGGGUCAUCUAAAGAGGCAUAUGCGGACUCAUACCGUUGAAGGACGGUAUAAGUGUGAUAAGUGUAGCAAACAGUUUAGUGAGCUGGGUUAUUUGAAGAGGCACAUGAGGACUCACACUGGUGAAAAACCUUACAGCUGUGAGGAGUGCGGCAAACAGUUCAGUCAGCUGAGUAAUCUAAAGAGCCAUAUGAGGACUCAUACCGGUGAGAAACCUUACAAAUGUGAGGAGUGCGGCAGACAGCUUGGUCAUCUGGAGAGUCACAUGCGGACUCACACCGGUGAGAAGCCCUAUAGGUGUGAUGAAUGCAGCAAACAGUUUAGUCAGCAUGGCACUCUGAACAGGCAUAUGAGAACUCAUACUGGAGAAAAAAAACUGCAGAUGUGAGGAGUGAAACAGACAGUUCAGUAGUACUUAAGUCAGUAGUUAUAAUACAGAUAUAGGUUACUCUGUUGAUAACAGUGAACUAGCGUUAUAUGAUUCAGUCACCGACACAACUUCAAUGUUUCGAUGUAGCAUUUGAUGAAUAGGCUGUUUUCGAAAGAUAUUUACGUGCUUUGGCGAUCUGCUUGCAUUCAGAUUCCCUUGACCAAUUUGGAGACUGAAAAUUCAAUUUGCUGUUUGUGUUUAGGACCGUGGUGGUUUACCAGAUUAUUUUACUCUCAAUAGAACCAGAUUUGUUUACAUUGUAGUCAAUGAUAGAUCUUCAGGUCAUCGUAGUUAGGUGGCUAGAAAAAAUGUAGUCGUCUCUCUAGGUUUUAGAUAUUUGAGUACGGAUAACAGAGCUGCAUGAAUGUACGCGGUAUUGACUGGAGUCGUUCAUUGCUUCAUUUUUGAAUAUGUAACAUGUACUCUUGUCUGUCAUAGACUGAAAAUAGCAAGUUUGUUAAUACUGUAAUGUUAGAACCCCAUUUCCCUGUAUAUAUGCAGUUUACAAGUGUACGUAAAAAGGUGAUGUUAAGACCAUUAACCAUUAUGUAAAUACGACACCUUCUGUUUGGCCGACCAAACCAACUUACAACUUGAAUUCCUUGGAGAUAUAUUUGGUUUAAAAUUUGUAAAUGCAGUAUCUUCAAAUUGAUCUCAUCACUGUCAAUGUUAUAGAAUUUAGCUGUAAUAGAAAAUGUGACAAGAUAUUGCCCGUAUGAUCAACGGAAUAUCUGGCAUUUUUUUUUCAAUAAAAGACAACAUGUCUCAAAAAUUA